AUGAGGUUCCUCGAAGAUAUAUCUCUACCGACUGAGCUAUCCCCACCUGCCACAGUACUGUAGUCAACCGGAAAGUAAUAUUAAAAAAUUGAACCACCAUCACACCCAACGUGGCAUUCAACGCGUGAAUGUUGAAACGAUCCUAGAUGAUUCUCGCGUUUGUCCUUCUCUCGAUUGCAGUUCGGCGACAGCAUAAAGCCCCUGGUGAUCGAGUUGUACAUCAGGGCGUUGACCACCGACAUGAACGAGCUCGAGAGCCAGAAGACAAAGUCCGACACGGAGAAGGUGCGCGAGACGGCUGAGCGUUUGAGCACGCAGUUCCUCAAGUUGGCGGACGUUGUCGGUAGCAAUAUCGGCAUUGCCCGGGAAUGCGUGCUGACAGCGUUCUCCCUGCAUCCUACGAGAACCUGUUACGAUAGGAUCAAGGAGAUCGCCGUCGAGUGCGGGAAAACGAAAGAGGACGGCGGCGGGGGGACGACGACGUGCGGCGACAACAACGUGGUCGUCGGUAGCGAGAAACUGAAGCACAUCCUCGAGAACAAUCAUUCCAGCGUGGGAGGGCUGAAGAGAACAACAACCGACGGCAACAACAUCGGCAUCAUCGGUAACGGCGAGAAGAACGACGAGACGAGCAACUCCCCGUUGUUCCCGGUCGUUACGACGAUAACGACGACAGCGUCGACGAAGAAGAACAUGGACUUCCAGAACGGGCAAGUGAGCAAGAGCUUCGAACGGACGGACCAGCUGUUGAAGAGCCUGCUGACUCCGAAGAAGGGUGGGGGCGACACGGGUGCGAUCUCGGUGAACGACAGAUGUCUCUUGCAUCCGAAGAGGGACCCGUUGUCGAACGGACCACUCGGCGAGCUUUGCUUCAACUGCGGCGAGUUCACGGGGAACGACAUCACGACUCGAAGGAGCAAGUCCCCGGAGGAGUCGAGCGACGGCACGACGGCUUCGAGGAACGUGGAGAGAACGCUCGACGCUCUGAUUCUGAUCAAGGGUGACGCGGUCACGGGUUCGGCGAACUACGACGAGAAAUCGGUGCCGAAUCAAGUGCUGGACGCGGAGAAACUCGGCCUGUCGCCGCAGCUUUGCGACGACCUGGCCGUCGUUCUCAGCAGUCCCCGUUACCACAUGCUCAGCUGGGUCUUGGACUGGAAGGAGCUGAACAGCCUGUGCGAGAGGUACCUGGAGAACGCCGAGGAGAUGCGCAACACCAACAAGGAGCUCAAGUACCUCAACAUCGACUACUCGCAGUUCAAGGACUGGCCCUCGGAGGACGACACGAAGGACAUCUUCUUUGGCAUAGAGAAAGGGUACGAGCAGUGGGUGGACUUGCCGUCGGACGGCUCGGAACAGUUUGGCAGCUUUCAACCAGCCGGUAGCUACAAGAGAUCCUCGACGAGAAGAAGCCUCGACGACACCACCACCACCACCACCACCACCACCGACUCGGACAGCGGGAGCGUACUGCGGAUAAGGAGGACAGGCAGACAGAGGAAAAUUCACAGGCUAGAGUCGUCCGAGAGCGAUUACGACAGCGCGGAACGCCGUAAGCCGAAGCACUUUAGGAACAGAGUCAGCUCGAUGUCCGACACCGACAGCAACACGCAGGACAGCCAGACGGACAGCCUCGGCAGCGACGGAUGCCGGCGGCUCGAGGUGAAGAAGAAAUCGUCGAGCAAAUCGUCGAGCAAAGAGUCGAGUAAGAAACGUUCGAAGCCCUCGAAACUGACUGUCGAGUCGGUCUCGCAUUUUCACAUGCUCGUCAACGAGAACGUCCGACACGCGAGCACGAACGAGGACGCGAGCGGCUCGGACGUGAGCAGCAACGACAUAAUCACCCUGUUCUCGGCCGACAUGGACGAGAACAAACGGGAAACGAUCAAAGGUUCGGCGUACACCGCGGCCGCGCCGUUGAUAAUCACCGAGAGAAGGAGCGACCCGGCGGUGCUCAAGUCGCUGAGGAUGUUCAGGCCGCAGAACUCGAAGAAGUCAACCAGGAUAUCGCAGAUAUUGCAGAAGAAUCUUCUGAACAAGAGCAAAGACAAUAAUAACCUGGAGAGUAACGGGAACAAUAUAUCCAAGUUCGCCCCGAUGCUCAGCACGCUGAACCUGAACCCGAAGAUCGUGUUGACCAGGGCGGACGAGAUCGACAGGAGGCUGAUCCGUUCGAAGAAGCAGCAACGACUCAGCAGCGGCGACAUCACCAGCGAGUUGAUGAACAUUCAGAAGAACAUGCCGUUCUCGCCGAACAAGAAUCCGUUGUCCACGUAUCAGAAGCAGCAGAAAGGCAACAACGGGGCGUCGAUCACCGGUAAAACGAAAAACGACCUGUCCUCCGCCGCGGACGGACGGGACUUGAACUCGAAAACGACGAACCUGGGCAAACGAAAGUUCGACAUUCUCGCCAAGGCUGUCAGGGACUCGGACAUCCUGGCGAAGAACGUGCCGGGCUUGAACUCGUUGGACAUGAUGGUGCCGCCGAGGAUGCGACCCACGGUGAAUGUCGUUCAGCUCUCGAGGAACAUUCCACAGAGUCCGAACUCGGGCUCGAUCAACAGCGGUAACACUCCACCGCGGCCAAACAGAACACCGAGCGUCGCUGGCAACAUCCAGCUACCCGGUACACCCUCUUCCGGGGGGCACGACAGCGGCGUCGGCAUGAGCCCAGCCGGUCAGACCCCCCCUCCACCGACCAGGUCGUCGUCCAUUCUUCCCGACGUCGGCGAGGAGACGAACCAACCGCCCGACAGUUCGCCGACAUCUUCCACCGCCACCAACCUCUCCAGUCAACUCGAACCGGACUCCAGCCCGAGAACGAUGCCUGCUAUUCGGCGAACUAACCAACAGCAGAACCAGUCGCCGAAGAAGUCUCCGUCUCCGUGUUCGGCGGUGGUCGCCGCAGCCGCUGCCGCCGCCGCCGUGACCACCACCACCACCACGAGCUCGGGAGUCGCCUCGACGACCAUCGCGUCUGAACAGUUGCAGAUCGUUUGCAAACCGGACGGCACGUACCAAUUGGCCCCAGUGAAUCCGAGCGUGGUGUCCAAUCAGAGGAACAUGCUCAGCCUGCAGAACAUCGACGACGCGACGAGCGUAGCGAAUUUCUCGCGGCAAGGCCAGAGGGGGGUGGUCGAACACCCGAACACGACCAACAGCAGGAGCACGUACGAGAGGUUAACAUCCGCGAAAGUGACGGCGCAGAACGCCGGGCAGAACGCCGGUCUGCCCAAGUUUCAGCAAGCCUUCGGCAAGACUAUAUACACGCUGUCGGCGGACACGUCGGCGAGCGGCGUGACCGGCGCCGCCUCGUCGGAAACGCUGGUGCAACAGGCGGUGGUGUCGCCGCAGAAGACGGCCAAUCUGUCGAAGGCGGUGCAAACGUCGGUACCGAACGCGCAACAACAGACGAACGCCACCACGGGGAUAAACGUACAGUCGAUCGCGAACAUUCCAAACACGUUGCAGCUGUCCACCAGCAGACAGAUCUUGAACAUCGUGCAGAGCUCUGGAAACAACGCGAACGUGGCCACCAGCCCGAACGCGAAUCAAACGUUGACGCAGUUGGUGCAAAGCGUUCAGAACGCCUCGCCCGGUGUCAUAUACACGCACAAAAUUCCCGUUACCAUAUCCACCACGAAUCCCAGUCAGCUGAACAUUAUACCGACUAUAUCGCACGCGAACUCGAUACCAGCCGGCAGAACGCCGGUCCAGCAGCAGCAGCAGCAGCAGCAGCAACAACAGCAGCAGCAGCAGCAGCAGCAGCAGCAGCAGCAGCAACCGCCACCACCACUACCGCCGCCACCGCCAUCGCAGCAGCAACAAUCGACGGUCAGAACGGACAAUUUGCUCGGGUCUCCCAUAGAGGUACCGAACCAAGUCAGUUCGACCACGUUGGAACAACUGAGAGAGUUCGAGAGCGUGUUGGAACAGGUGAAGGAGAGAAGCACGAUCCAACCACAGUCUCACCAGACGAUAUCCACCGCGACCACCACCACCGUACAAACGCAGACCACCACGCAGCAAACGCAGGCCAGCAAGCAGCAGGUGUCGCAGGACGUUUUCUCGCAGAAGGUCUCGCUGGCUUACGUGAAUCAGAACGCGGGCUCGGCGGCGGCGGUGGCGGCUGCCGCGGCGGCGGCCGCCGCCGCUGCAAAGACCCCCAACUCGUCGACACCGGUGGUCGUGGUGACCAGCUACUGUCAGCCGGCUGCCUCGCCCGCGUUGAGCGUCACGUCGCAGAGUUCUUCCAGCCCGUGCGUCACCCCGGCCCCGGCGCCUCUGCCCUCCGCCGGGAAAACACCACCUACGCCGCCCUCCUCGAAAACCGCGAAGAAAACGGCACCGAAGACGGUGAAGACGAGCGCGACCAACACGUCGAAGGCGUCGCCGAUACCGAAGCCGCAGCAGAAGCCGCAGGAGGACGAGCAAACCGCCCAGAGGAUCUACGCCAUACUGGACGAGUACGCGGAGCAGCUGCGAAACUCGCCGGAUCUGAACAACAAGCCGGCACCGAGGAGAAGAUCCAACCCGCCGACCAACCCGAGUCAAUCGUCCAAGAGGAAAAAGUCGAGCGCGAACAAGACGAAGCCGGCUGGCCAACAGAACUCGGAGCUUAGCCCGAGCACGGACGACCUCGGGAGGACGAUGGGCAGCGAGGACUCGUCGAGCGGCGUUGUACACGUUCAGGAUAGUCCCGCGGGUUUCUCCGCCCCAGACGAGCCGGCGGCCAACGUGGCCAGCGUCACCACCGACACGACCGCCGCCGAGGUUCGAAAUCUGACCAACGACUCGAACGACGGCGUGGAGUUGAACGUGAAGCGGCGAAACCUGAUCUUCGCGGAACCCGGCUCCGGCCAGUCGAGGGCGGUGAUCGUUCAGGAAGCUGUGCAGACGAGUUCCGUGAGCGUGAGCGAAGCCCUGGCCUCGGUCACCGGGAAGAUGGGAAGCACGGCUGUCCUGGUACCUGGGCCUAACUACAUCUUGCCGAUGAACCUGGUGAAGGGUCAGCAGUUCACGAUAGUGUCCAGCGGGUCCAAGCUCCUGGCGACCGUGCCGGCGACCGUGCGAACCACCGGCAACACCGGCGUCUCCAACACCCUGGUCCUCCAGUCGUUUCUGAAUCAAGCGGGCAAAAUCAUCUCGCAGCCGGCGCAGGUGAAGCAAGUGAAGAUACCAACGCUGCAGACUCUGUCGAGCAACCAGACGUUGGCCACCGCGCAGAACGUCCAAGGCGCGUCGGUGGUGAUUCCUCAGGGUGCCGGGGCCCAAGCCCAGUUCACCGCCAGCGACGUCGUGGCCAUCGAGAAGAGCAACAUCAUCGGCGACCUGACCAUGGCUAAAUCCGACACGGUGGCGGCGGGGGCAGUGACCGUCGAGUCGACGACGAACGCGAUCGUCGUGAACAAGAGCAACUCGACCAUCGGUCUGAUCCAACGUAACCUGAACGAGCCGUCGGAGAGUCAGCCGAUAUGCGGCGUCAUCACCAGCAAUCCAAACUUGACUCUUCAGGGUGCCAGGCUGUUCAACUCCUCCAUACACAAGCUGACGACGCCGGGCCUCAAGUCUGAGAACGUGGUGUGCAUAACGCCGACGGCGACCAUCGCUCACAGUCCGGAGAAGAAGUCACCGCAGGAAAGUCAGAUUCACAACGACAAGCCUGUCUCCAUCCAGACCGGCGCGACGAUCGCUCUUGCUUUUGCCACUCAGUCAGACGUGUCCUUGUUGAACGACGCGCAACAACAACAUCAACAUCAACAUCAACAGCAACAACAGCAACAGCAAACGCAGCAAAAAGAUACGAAGGAAAUAUCGACGGAAAUAAUCUCCGGUGCCAAGAUCAUCUCGCCGAAGACGGUCAAAAGAAAAAUCGACGACACAACGGGUAUGUCGGAGAACGUUCCGAAAACCUUGAUCACUACUUCCAACUCUGUCGUUUGUUCGAGCAAUGCCGUUGCACCGUUGCAGAGUAACGAAAAAAUUGACUCCAUGUCCACGAUAACGGUUGCGAGUAAACAGUCCGGAGGUAUAGAUAACGCGACGCAGUUCUUGGUAACUGGCGGGCCGAGUAGCUCGGACAGCCAAGAGUCCCCCGUCCAGCAGUCCAGCGAGGGUAUCGAGGUGUCGUGCAAGGUUGGCAACGGCUUGCUGUAUGGGAACGCGAGACUGCAAGAGGCCUGGGAACCAGAGGGCAAAGUGUCGCCGGACACACCUUGGCGAUACGUGCCAACGUCCACAAACUCGUUGAACAUCGAGCCGUUGAACUCGAGAUACUCGGACAAUUCGGAGAACGUUCAGAGCGUGUUGCAGAUCAUCAACAAGGGCCAGAGCAUCGAGAUGGCCAGCGGUCAGAUCUAUCAGGCAAACGCGAAAAAGUACUUCAUGAAUCACACGUUGGAGUCGUUCCAGCAGUACUCGAACAAAAGCCACGUGAUGAAGACACCGUUGAACCCCAGGUUGGAUCGGGAGUUGCUGCAGCAGAAGGAGAGGAAAGCAGCGGCGAUAGAACGCGAGAUGAAGCUGCAGAAGAGCUUGUCGGAGGAGUGCGAGGAUCUAGGCGUGGACAAGCCGAGCACCAGCGAUCUGUUCCCAGAGGCGGAUCUGUUGUUCGACACGAACCACUCGCCGUCCUUCGAUCAUUCCUCUCAGGACGCGUCCUGCAGUCAGUCGCUGGGCAUGAAGUCCUACAGUGGUUCCUACUUUCGCUCUCUGGACUCGUCGAGCGGCAGCAGAGACGCCAGCCCCGUCGCCGAUUUCAAGACCACCAACAUCGAGCGUAGAAAAAGCAGCGGCGGCGGCGGCCAGCGAGCUAGAUCCGCGAAAGAUUCCUCGAAGAGGCUCAAAAGGGACAAGAUGGAGGAACAUCUGCAUUUGGAGAGCUCGGCGAAACACAUGCGGCUAACGUUGGACAACUUGAGCCAGGACGAAGCGUCGAACAGCAACUCCGACAUCUCGAGACUGUCGCCGACGAAUCUCGGCUCGCUGGAGAACGACUCGCUGAAGGGGACGAGCCGGACGAAGAUCGCGUCGAGGAACGGCUCGAAAGAGGGCUCGCCCAUCAGCGUGUCGAGCAUUCCGUCGAACAUGAAACUGGACAUCGACUUGGACUUGGAAUCGCUGCCUCCGAGCAUCAAUGUAAAUAACACCUCGGCGGCAAGCUCCGGUGACGAGAGCUUAACCUUGCUCAGCGGUAACACGGCGGACGUCACGAUUCCCUCGCCGCUCUCCCCUAUCGCUGGCCCGAUGUUGUCGACGCACAAGUACACCUACACCAACAAGAAGCGGAUCGCGUCGAAGGUGACGAGGAUGGAUUACCUGUCUUGGGAGAGUCCGAUGUCGGAGAGGACGAGAUCGAGCAGCGACGAAGAGGACUCGAGCAUAAGCGAGUCGAUCGGCAGUCAACCGGAGGAGAACGCGUUGAGCAACGGGCUCGAGGACAGCGUGCAGAGCCUCAAGUCGCUGUCGAACGAACGGCGUUGCAACUAUCUGAAAAAAAAGGAUAAGUUACAGGUGAACGCGAGAGUGGUGUUGAAUAGAGCGGAUCACAAGAGCAGCCUGUCGACGAAGCGUAUCAAAGCGAACCAAGAAUCGAUCCAAGACUCGGUGAUGGUUUCCAGUGACAAGGCUUCGGAGCCCUCGGACGAUGAAACGGGGGGGAACAUCGCUUUGGUCGAGCCGGACUGCCGAGCUAGACGGUCGAGUUUGCGCGGACACGUUAAGAAGGGGUGUGCCUGUUGCAACGGCUCCCCAGAACGGCCGAAAAAGAAAUCGGUGAAGUCCGAUCACUCGCGAUUGAAGAAACGAUUGUCCUCGAAACAGACCGGAAAGAAAAGGUAG
Messenger RNA from Heterotrigona itama, 7839 nucleotides. The record is from the annotation of a GenBank genome assembly. Lineage: Eukaryota; Metazoa; Arthropoda; Insecta; Hymenoptera; Apidae.